AUGUCCCGAGCAGCGCGCCGCGAGAGCGGGCCCCAGGCUGCGAAGGGCUCGCAGCAGGCAGUUGAGGACGGCGGUGAGACACUGCACGCCCGCCUCCAAGCAGCUUUGACCUUCGACUCCGCCGAGAGUGCUAACAAGAAGCCUGCUGUACCAGACAUCUGUCCCGUGUGCAAGUCGUCGCGUUACCUCAACCCCAACAUGCGCUUCCUCAUCAACCCGGAGUGCUACCACCAGAUGUGCGAGUCGUGCGUCGACCGCAUCUACUCCCACGGCCCCGCACCCUGCAGGAUCGUCGGCUGCGGCAAGACUCUACGCAAGAACCGCUUUCGGAAGAAGACAUUUGAGGAUAUCCAGGUUGAGCGGGAGGUGGACAUCAGGCGGCGGGUGGCUGCUGUCUUCAACCGCCGCGAAGAAGAGUUCGAAACACUGCAAGACUACAACGACUACCUCAACGACGUCGAGGACAUCACCUACGACCUCAUCCACCGCAUAAACGUCGAGCAGGCCGAGGCCAAGCUGCGGAAGUACGCCGAAGCGAACCAAGCCUCGAUCAAGGAGAACGAGGUGCUCGCCCUGCAAGAAGCGUCGGCAUGGGAAGCACAACAGGCGGCCGAGAAGGAGCAGGCCAAGCUGCGCCGCGAGGCUGCUCUGCGCGAGAACCAGCAGUUGGAGCGCGAGCGACUGGAAGGCCGCAGGGACGUCAUCAACCAGUUGGCCAGCGGCCAGGGCGACGCCACUAAGAUCGCCCAGGUCCACCUCAAGCGCGCCGGCCAGACCCGCAUCCAGCCUUCUGGCCCCCGCGUACCGGCUGGUGCGGCUGCGGCUACGCCGUCCAACGGUGCCCCCGGUGGUGAUCUCGGGGGCGGCUUCCAGAUCAAGGGUCUCAAGAAGAAGGUCGUCGAGGUGGAAAAGCCCUUCGACCCCUUUGGCGGGGAUGCCGAGAAGCGCGAGUAUGCUGUUAUCCAGGACCGGUACGCCUGGAACUGGCUAGAUGACUACUACUCGAAGCCAGUCUACGCGGCCGGCGGCUGCGAUAUCCAGGAGUACUACUCCCACGCGCUCUGUGAUGCUUUCUCGGGCUUCGGCAUCUUCGUGCAGGACGAGAUGGAGAACAAGGACAUCACGGACGCACCACCGCUGGCUACACAGGCCGCGGCUGCGGGCGCAAAAGCCGACGUGAGCAUGGAUGACAUUUUCUGA
Molecule: messenger RNA, 1200 nt
Organism: Lasiodiplodia theobromae
Lineage: Eukaryota; Fungi; Ascomycota; Dothideomycetes; Botryosphaeriales; Botryosphaeriaceae
Product: CDK-activating kinase assembly factor mat1
Exons: 2
Coding region: 1-1200 (399 amino acids)
Biological process (GO): regulation of transcription by RNA polymerase II; positive regulation of cyclin-dependent protein serine/threonine kinase activity; nucleotide-excision repair
Cellular component (GO): transcription factor TFIIH holo complex
Molecular function (GO): cyclin-dependent protein serine/threonine kinase activator activity
Source: RefSeq, a predicted model, not a curated record